Messenger RNA from Sclerotinia trifoliorum, 1184 nucleotides. The record is from the annotation of a GenBank genome assembly. NCBI's taxonomy places the organism in Eukaryota, Fungi, Ascomycota, Leotiomycetes, Helotiales, Sclerotiniaceae.
CCAAACUUUCGCAAUUGUCUUCUCUCAAAACGUCAGUUCUCAAUCGCAUGCGACUCUUGAUAUCAGUUCCAUUAAUUGUUACAUUCAUCUUCUGUUUGAUUUAUAUCUAAGAAAAUCGAUCGCCGUUACAUUUUGCGAAAGAGCUUUUGAAUUCUAAAGCUAGGUACGCAAGUAAAAUCCCAAUAAUGGCCUCCUCAUCCUCAUCCACACCACCAACUCCUCUUCUCUAGUAAGCAUAUUUAUUUUUCUCGGCUUUUGAUCAUUUCCUAACAUAUCCAGCUCAUGUAUCUCUCACAAUACCACGAUCCUCGCCGAGCAUACCGCAUCCGCCGCCUCGCAAACUUCGUCUCUCGCCUCCCUUGUCCUCCCCAAAAUCAAACAUGACGAACCUCAAAAACUAACAUAUACGCACAACAACUCGUUCAUCCACUACAUGGCAUCUGCGCCUUCCGAAUAUCCCGCUUCCGAAUCUUCUGCCGGCGGACUCACAUUUCUCGUAAUCGCUGAUGCUUCUCUUGGCCGUCGCAUCCCAUUUGGAUUUCUUUUUGAGAUCAAAAAGCGCUUUUUCAAGUCCUUUCCACCUUCUACCACAGACUUUUCCGAUUUAGGAAGUUAUGGUGCUGGAUCUUUCAACUCGGAGCUCAAGAAGCUGAUGAUUGAAUACGGAACGACCCAGGGUGGUAAGGAGGAUGCGAUCAAGAAUGUACAAGGAGAAAUCGAUAAUGUACGAGGAAUCAUGAGCCAGAAUAUCGAAAGCCUUCUCGAGAGAGGCGAGAGAAUCGAUCUCCUUGUCGACAAAACAGAUAGACUAGGCGGAAGUGCAUCGGAAUUCAGGAUUAAGAGCAGAGGAUUACGCAGACAAAUGUGGUGGAAGAAUGUCAAGCUGAUGGUACUUUUGACAGUCGUCAUUAUAUUCUUGCUCUACUUGUUUGUUGGGUUUGGUUGUGGAUUGCCGGGCUGGCGGAAGUGCGUUGGAUAAAUGGACUAUGCGAAGGAUGGCAUAAUGUGGAUGGAGAAAGCCAUGAAUUGAAUUCAAAUUGACAAAUGGGGAGGAUAUCACUAGGAUUGGGACUUUAUACCACGGAUUGGAAUUCUGGCAUGCGGCUUUUGGUAUUCUAGUAUACAUACGUUGACGGGUUGUAAUCUUGCAAGGACAUUCAAUUGAAAUUCUACUCAUGAAUAGG